GAAGUUGCUCUUUGCUAGAACGCAUCUAUCUCGGCUAGCUAUAUUUCGUCCAAUUUUCCACGAUUUCCGGGGCGCUUUAUGCGUCCAGCCUUGCGGCUAUGGACGCGGAGCCUCCCGCAGUCCUGUGUGGCCAGAAGUCUACCACGGCGAGCUCUUCAUUGACAAGGGGCAACCGGUCCACCAGCAGUGAAGACUCCACUGAGGCUCCUGCUCUCGUGGUCAUGGAUGCGGAUCCUGCAAUCCCGCCGGGCCAGAGGUCUACUUUGACAAGCUCCUCAAGGAAGCGAGGUACUUGGUCUAGCACCAGCGAAGACACUGAGAUUUACUCAGUCACAGGCGACGACUCAUCGGACGACAGCUUUGUAUCGGUGAGGAGCCGAAAGGCAAAAAGAAGACUCAUCAAGACGUCAUCACCCGGGAGUACAUCAACCCUGCAUGCAAAACCUGAGCGCUGGCCGCACACCAUCCUUUUCAUCCCUGUGGAUAAUUCCAUCAGCCUUCGAGGAUUAAACAGGCAAGCUCUCUCCGUUUUCCUUGAGGGAAUGGCACCAAACGAAAUUAAGGAGGUCCGAAUAAACACGCGAAAGAAUGUCUUGGCUGUCGACACGACCCGGAGAAAUGCGCUGGAUAAGCUCCGACAGAUAACAGAAUUGGGAAACAUCAAAGUAAGACCGGUUAUACCAAUGGAAGAAACCUGCACUGCCGGCGUAAUCUACGACAUUGACCUGGCAAUUACGAACUCAGACCUGCCCAUUCUGAUUAAACCGGCGUAUGAAGGAGUAGUCAUAACGCACGUAUGCCGCCUCGGAAACAGCCGCUGCGUGAAGAUAGUUUUCAAGGGCGACUCUAUCCCUUCGCAUGUCAAGGUUGGUCACUUCCGACAUGUUGUUCGGCCGUUUGUCCCUAAGCCGCUUCAAUGUCACAAAUGCUUCAAGAUUGGACAUGUCGAGGGCGCCUGUGCAAAAUCUGCAGUGUGCCCUCGGUGCGCGGAGUCGCACACUGCAGACGUCUGCCGCGCAACCAACAUUAGAUGUGGCAACUGUAACGGUUCUCAUGAAGCUACAUCUAAAGACUGCCCACGGAUCAAAAAAGAAUUUGCUAUCCUGAAACAGAUGGUCAGGGACAGCUCAUCUCACAGUGAAGCUUCUGAAAAGAUCCGGCGUCGACGUCGACGUCAUCGACGGAAACGUACAACUCAAGGUGCAGUUCAUGCACAGAUUGUGCCAACGAGAUCAGCUUCGAGUACAAGCAGACCCGAGAUCACAAGGAGGCCUCAAACGGAAAAUCCUUCCCGUGUAGAAGACUGGCCAGCGCUCCCGAGCGCUCAGCCUUCCAAGGAGACUACACGUUUGAUGCCUCCAUCGAAGCAACCUUCAGUUGAUGUUCUGCCAACAGUAGACCGCCAAAUCAUCCCGAUGUUGCGGUCCAUAAUUGAUGUCAUCAGAGUAAUGCUGACCAGCAUGGAAACUCCAUCCGCUCGAAGGGGACUACAAGUGCUGGACUCGCUGAGCCCAGUCCUAGCAACCCUCGAGUGAACCAUGGCUGACAACCACCAGUCAUUUCGUAAGGAGGUCAAAGAAGCAUCGAUUAUUCAGUGGAACGCCAGAGGUCUAAGAUCUCGCAUUGCUGAUUUUCGCCAGUUUGUACAUGUUAACCAAUUUCCAAUAAUCGUUAUCUGUGAACCAAAUUUAACACACCCUAUCAGACUAUCCGGCUACGAGUCAAUUACGUCCUCAAAUAACAACGGAAAUAGCAAGGUAGUCGUCUUUAUUCGCCGUGAGCUUACUUACGUCAUCCAGCCUGUGCAACCUCAUGACGACAAUCAGUAUGUCUGCUUAACCGUCAAAAAUAGAACGCUCACCUUUACACUUGUAGGUGCGUACCUAUCUCCAUCAAGCCGGUUUGACACCAAAAGACUAGAAGACAUAAUAAAAGCGUCUCCUGGUCCUUGGAUUAUCACCGGGGACUUUAACGCCCAUCACACCAUUUGGGGAAGCUCAAAAGUCAACGCAACCGGACGAAGACUCGCUUCGUUUUCCUCCAAUCAUGACCUCUUGCUGCUCAAUGACGCUAGUCCUACGUUUCUACGGGGCACAGUGUACAGCAGCUGCCUGGACUUGA
Messenger RNA from Dermacentor silvarum, 2121 nucleotides. RefSeq lists its product as uncharacterized. The coding region runs from base 99 to 1535 and encodes 478 amino acids. The transcript is spliced from 2 exons. The record is from RefSeq and is a predicted model, not a curated record. Lineage: Eukaryota; Metazoa; Arthropoda; Arachnida; Ixodida; Ixodidae.